Messenger RNA from Annulohypoxylon truncatum, 3047 nucleotides. Its product is annotated as ABC1-domain-containing protein. The coding region runs from base 619 to 2931 and encodes 770 amino acids. The transcript has a single exon. Lineage: Eukaryota; Fungi; Ascomycota; Sordariomycetes; Xylariales; Hypoxylaceae. The record is from RefSeq and is a predicted model, not a curated record. Gene Ontology annotation, biological process: ubiquinone biosynthetic process. Gene Ontology annotation, molecular function: kinase activity. Gene Ontology annotation, cellular component: extrinsic component of mitochondrial inner membrane.
GCUAUGGUGUGAUUUGAUGCUGUGUUUUCUGUUGAUCGGCCUUGUGACGUAUUCUGAUCUUCCCAUGCCGAUCGAGAAACGGAGCCGAAGUGGAGGGAUCGACUCUCAAACCGAAAUGUGAAAAACCCACCAUACACCCGGACUUGUUUGUGAAACAGGAGCUGAUGCCAUCCGACGGAGCCUAUGAUAUAUUUAACUCUCAUGAUUCAUAAUCAUAAGACGAACCAUUUCCUUGAAUUUUCAGCAUAUGUAACAAACUUAUGACGAUGCUCCAUACAAGUCUACCCAUUUUCGAGAAAAUCUAUUAUGAUUGUAAUAAUUCUCAACUAGGUACAUAUGUAGGUACAUAUGUAGGUAGGUACAGAAGCCAUGAAGCUAUGAACAGCCACAAUGUGGCGUAAGCUUGAAAGUGCCAGCUUAAGUCCAAAUUCAGAUAGGUACCUCGGUACUUUGAAUUUUUCGAAGCUUCAUAUCCUACCUGUUCCGUCCGGAAUCUGUGAGCGUCUCAACCUCAUAACCCCGACGCCAAGUAAAUUUCUUGUGGCGGGAGAUUGAAUGCCGGGGUUACAAUGAGGGUAUGAGGUAUAUAUCUGUCUAACUCACAUAUACGCCGUCCCUAUGAGGUUCGCAGAUAUCCUCAUUGAUUUGGCCGCUGUCGUCAAAGUAUCUCGGUCCGUCGUUUCGAGGCAUAUAGAGCUUCGAGCUCGACAAAUCGACCGCUAUGGCCAAACAUCAAGUAUUGUGCGGUCAUUAAGGGAAAGACAGCCAAAUGCUCGUCCGAAUCCUCCGGAAGCAGCCAAUGCUGGUAAUCCACCAGCUCACAGUGAAGAAAAUUCGCGUGAGGCGACUUCUCAUCCUGACAUAGUGACGCCAGUACCCGAAGGAGUAAAAUCAGAUGCGAACAACUCUCCAAAUAUUUCGCAAAAAGGUGCUACAGCAUCAUCUAGAGGCCAGCCAGAUGUCUACAGGAACCUCUUCCAACCAAGUUCGCUGAGGGAUACAGCAACUACGCAGCACCCCUCUAUGCCACAUGUACAGUCAGAUCAGAACGCCAUUCUAGCGCAACUGAGAAAAAGCGCCAAUGACGCUAAGGCACGCCACGAUGCUGACUCGGCUGCGUCUUCUGAACUUGAUUCGCCAGAAUCGAAUGCAUCUCCCAGUGUCACUACUCAAGCAGACGCUCCUCCAGAUGUGAACGUCAACGUUUUUCGUACAAAUCGGGGCUCGCAGAUGCUAGAGGGACAAAAGAAUGCCCUACGGACGAAUCAACUUAAUGUCCCGGCUCCGUCUCCUGGGUGGUUCAAAGAUUUCGGCCAUGGAAAUUCAAAACCCCACCCUGAGGAAAUCAAGGCGUCGCCUCCUAUUGCUGAGAGCGCGGCGACGCAGACAGCUCCAACCACGAAUGAGAAUGCGACACAUGCUACCAUAGAUAAGGACGAGUCAUAUAUUAAACAAGCGCCUUUCAGCCGGAAAGCUAACGAGGAGAUGCACUCAGCGAUGGUCGAUGAAACCCUAUCUAAAGUAGAAACAGACACAAACACACCAUCGGGCGUAGUUACCGAAACAGAAGCGAUGUUUGGCGGCGAGACGUCAAAACCAACAUAUGCCCUAAAGGAGUCCAGAGUACCGUCCACUCGCCUGGGCCGACUAUGGAACUACGGGGGACUGGCUGCCGGAAUGCUCGGCGGAGCCAUUAGUGAAGGGUUCAGUAGAGGACUCGGGGGUGGUGGUGAGGGCUCGGUGUUAUUUAGCCCUGGAAACAUGGAACGAUUAGUCGCCAAGCUCUCGCGAAUGAGAGGUGCGGCUCUUAAGAUAGGUCAGGUGAUGAGUUUUCAGGACUCCAAGAUGCUCCCGGCCCCUAUCCGGGAGGUUCUUCAGCGAGUACAAGAUCGAGCAGAUUACAUGCCUGCAUGGCAACGCGAUAACAUGCUCUCCAUGAGUCUUGGGCCCGAAUGGCGAGACUUAUUUGACGAGUUUGAGGAGAAACCAAUAGCGGCGGCGUCGAUUGGUCAAGUCCAUCGCGCGACACUCAGGUCUACGGGCGAGAAAGUCGCAGUCAAGAUCCAGUUCCCCGGUGUCGCCGACUCGAUUAACUCGGACUUGGAUAACCUAUCAAUGUUGCUAACUGCCUCCAAGCUGCUACCGAAGGGGCUAUACCUCAACAAAACGAUCGACAAUGCCCGAACGGAGCUCAGUUGGGAGUGCGACUACGAACGGGAAGCCGACUGCGGAAGACGUUACCGAGAUCUCUUAGCCGACGAGCCGGACGUCUUCGUCGUACCCAAGAUCCACGCCGCGGCCUCGGGGAAACGCGUGCUGACGAUGGAGUUCAUGGAAGGGAUAGGCGUUACGCGUGGCACGUCCUUCACACAGGAACAGAAGGACUGGAUCGGUACGCAGAUCCUGCGGCUCUGCCUGCGCGAGAUCACCGAGUUCCGCUUUAUGCAGACGGACCCCAAUUGGACUAACUUCUUGUAUAAUGCCGCUACUAAUAAGCUCGAACUCCUCGACUUUGGCGCCUCGCGCGAGUAUCCCGAGCGUUUCGUCGCGCAGUACGUUAACUUGCUAGCCGCGGCCUCGCGCGGCGACCGCAAGACCAUCAAGGAGCUCUCCGAGAGCUUGGGUUAUCUGACGGGCCACGAGAGCAAGACCAUGCUCGAUGCGCACAUCGCCUCGAUCCUGACCCUCGCCGAGCCGUUUUCCGAGUCCGCGCCCAAGGUGUACGAUUUCCAAGACCAGACUAUCACGGACCGCGUCAAGGCACUGAUCCCCGUCAUGGUUAGGGAGCGGCUUAGCCCGCCGCCCGAGGAGACGUAUAGUCUGCAUCGAAAACUUAGCGGCGCGUUCCUACUCUGCGCGAGGUUGGGGAGCAGAGUGCCAUGUCGAGAGCUAUUUGAGCAGGCGAUAGGAAAGAUGGAUGCUGUACGAUAGACUAAUGUACAUGUACUAUAAUGACCCACCUGUAUAAACGAUUUGCGAGUUACCACGUCAUAAAGGGGGAAACGGAGCAUUGAUAACAAGCAUGGAUAGGGACAGCGGGAAAAUGG